Molecule: messenger RNA, 1716 nt
Organism: Sinocyclocheilus rhinocerous
Lineage: Eukaryota; Metazoa; Chordata; Actinopteri; Cypriniformes; Cyprinidae
Gene: tmem154
Product: transmembrane protein 154
Exons: 8
Coding region: 120-695 (191 amino acids)
Source: RefSeq, a predicted model, not a curated record
GGUCUGAAAGAGGAAGCAGGAUGUCAUGAAGGCGUGUUAGCCACCAGUCACUAUGCAAUGAGUCUGUGUCUCUGUCUACCCAAAGAGUGGGCCAUCGCUUCCACCGAGGAAUCUGGGAAAUGAUUCUUAUACUAUUCCUGCUUUUGGCAUUGACAGCAAGCUGGACUGGACUUGUUCAAUGUGAAGACAACGAAGAAACGGAGCAGGAGAUUGCCCUUAAAGACUCCCAUUUAACAGUAUUAUUAACUGACGAAGCAGUGGGUGAAGAAGAAAACUCAGAGAAUCAGGGGGAUGGUGCAGGCUCUGGAGACGGGAGGAGUCAGGAUUUAGACUCCCAACCAAACAGUGAGUCAAACACUGACCAAACAGUUAAAAAUGAGGAAACAAAGCCGACUACUGAGGCAAAUACAGAUGCAGACACAGAGGAUCUCAACCCAGUCAUGAUCAUCAUACCUCUAGUUCUCACACUGGUCUUCAUCGCUGUGAUCGUGUGUGUAGCCAUGAUCUACCGCAGGUGGAGAAUAAAAGUUGCUGACACAAAAGAAGAUCCUUAUCUGGAUCAUGAAGACCAUGAAAAGGUGCCAAUGCCCAUGUUUGAGGAUGAUAUCCCAUCAGUGAUGGAGCUGGAAAUGGAAGACCUAGAAAAUUGGAUGGCAAAAGAUGGAGGCAAGAAAGUGGACACUGGCCAAAUAUAAUGAAUAGCUUUUCAGUGAGUACACUAGACUUAUUAUUCUCUCCUUUAUGCAAGAUGUAGUCCAAACCUGGGGAGGCGACACAAUUUCUAAAACAAAGUCGGAGCGUAUUCACAGUACAGUAUUGGCUUGGACAGCUGUCUAGCGGUUAGACACAGGAAAGUCAUUGUACUAGCUUGCAAAUAUUUAAUUUUCAGGACAGAUCUGUAACAGAUGUUGUGCAUUUCUUGAUUAUUUACAUUCACACAUCAUAUUUCACUGCACUUCAGACUGAAUUCAGAUCAUUUCAGAUUGUUUCCAAGUAAUGGAAAAGAGUUGUACAAUAAAUAGUUGUACUAACAUUUCAAAAGUGUACAGUAAAUACACAGAGCAACCGUUGGGUUCCCAUCAGUAACAUGAAACUUUGCUGUUCCUCUUGGGGGUUGUGGAGGGUUAGACAUUUGGAAAAUAAAGGGGUCUGCAGCAUUGGACAUGGUAAAGCUGUGCUGAUUUGUACGGGGAACACACACACAUAUGACCCACUGAGCAGUGGUGCAAGACAAGGCACGAAGAUAUGCGUUUGUAUGUGUCACACCCUGUAAUGUAAUGUGUAAGGUAUCAUUUCCUGGAACUGUGAAAUGACAUAAGGUUACCUCUUACUUUACUUUCCAGUGGAAUGCCCCUCAGAGUCUAGUCAACAGCUACUGUACACAUCAGCAUUCCCUGUGCAUACUUUUUCCUGCUUAUAACAGCUGCACAAUUUGGUCAAAGUGCCAUUUUUUGUUCAUUUUGUCAUGCAGAACAUUUUUUCUUGUCAAGCAGUUUGAAUGAUGAUAUGAUAAACAUCAUGCUAAUAACAUAUUGCUGCUUCUAAAAUAUCCAGGGAAAAAAUGAACAAAAAGACUGUCAGGACAUUAAAGUGAACUCAGAGAACUGUUUUUUAUUACACUUAAGUUGUGAUAUGGUCUCAGUCCAUAUUGACACUGUUUUUGGAACUCAAUCAGUGUGAAUAUAAUAAUAAUAAUAAUAAUACCAUUCAAAGGUU